GGGGGAGCGGCCGGCGCGGCUCGGGGGGCGCCGAGGCCGGAGCCGGGACUGGAACCGGGGCCGGUGUCGGCGUCGGCCAUGGCCUCCAUCCUGGACGAGUACGAGGAUUCCCUACACCGCUCCGCCUCUGUGCAGCAGAGCCGCGCCAGCGUGGGCAUCCCGCACUCCGGCUAUGUGAAUGCACGACUGGAGAAGGAAACACCAAUAUUUAACAAGCAAAGGAUUGAUUUUGCUCCUCCAGAGAAAAUUAACAGCUUAGUGGUCUCCUCUAACCAGCUCUGUAUGAGCCUUGGCAAAGACACCAUUCUCAGGAUUGAUCUUGGGAAGCCAGAUGAACCUAAUCAGGUAGAGCUGGGACGCAAAGAUGAAGCCAGAGUCUACAAGAUGUUUUUGGACCACACAGGCUCCCAUCUCCUGAUUGCUCUGAACACCAGUGAAUGCCUUUACCUGAACAGAAGUGUUCAGAAAGUGCGGGCACUCUCUCGCUGGAAAGGACACUUGAUUGAAAGUGUGGGCUGGAACAAAUUUCUUGGUUCAGAGACCAACACUGGGCCCAUCCUGGUGGGGACAUCCCAGGGGCAGAUCUAUGAGGCUGAAAUCUCUGUCAGCGAAGGAAGCCUCUUCAGCACUAACCCUGACCAGUACUUCCGACAGGUCUACACUCUGGAGGAGGAAUCAGGACCUGCCCCAGUCUGCUGCUUGGAGAUUGAACGAGGGAUAGAAGGGAAAUUUUUUAUUAUCGCAACCACUAGGAAGAGACUCUUCCAGUUUGUUGGCAAAGUGCCUGAAGGAACAGAGCAGCAAGGCUUCAGCUCCAUAUUUGCUAUGCAUGCUGACCAUUUGCCCAGCUUUCGGGAGUUUCCGGCCAACUUGGGAUUCAGUGAGAUAGCCUUUUACACUCCAAAACUGCGCUCCAACCCACGCUCCUUUGCCUGGAUGAUGGGAAAUGGUGUUUUAUAUGGUACGUUGGAUUAUAGUCGUCCUGAUUCCAUUUUGAGUGAUGAACGGGUCUGGGUUUAUCCUUCUGAUAUUGACAUAACUGUGAACAAGCCAAUAUCCAUUGUACUUACCCAGUUCCACUUCCUGUUGCUGCUGCCUGACCGGGUGAAGGCUGUAUGCACUCUGAAUGGGCAGGUUGUUUUCCAAGAUCUCUUCCUGGAGAAGUUUGGCCUGCUGACGUGCAUGAUCAAAGAUCCCACAGUCCAGCAGAUAUGGAUCCACACUGAGAAAGUAGUGUUCCGCUACCAUGUCCAACGGGAAUCUAGAGAUGUGUGGAAGAUGUAUAUGAAUAUGAACAAAUUUGAUUUAGCUAAAGAGUAUUGUAAGGACCGUCCAGAGUGUCUAGAUAUUGUACUGGCAAAGGAGGCAGAGCACUGUUUCCAAAACAAGAGGUAUCUAGACAGUGCCAAAUGUUACGCACUGACCCAGAACUACUUUGAGGAAAUUGCUCUGAAGUUCAUUGAAGCCAAGCAAGAAGAGGCCCUGAUGGAGUUUCUGAUUAAGAAGCUAAGUAACCUAAAACCUUCAGAGAAGACACAGACCACUCUGCUGACCACGUGGUUGACAGAGCUGUACCUGAACUGGCUGGGUAUAUUGGAAGGAGAUCCCUCACAGCGAAAUCUCUAUUUAGAUACACGGGAGAAGUUUCGCACUUUCCUGAGCAGUCCUAAAAACAAAGACUGUCUUUUUAAUAAUCGGGCAUCUAUUUAUGAGCUGUUGGCAAGCCAUGGAGACACAGAGCACAUGGUGUACUUUGCAGUCAUCAUGCAGGAUUAUGAGCGUGUAGUAGCUCACCACUGCCAGCAUGAUGAGUACGAUGAGGCUCUAAAUGUGUUGUCCAGGCACAGAGACGAGAAGCUGUUCUACAAGUUCUCUCCAGUUCUCAUCCAGCAUAUUCCCAAGAAGGUAGUUGAUGCUUGGAUUUCUAUGGGCUCUAGACUGGAUGCCAGGAACCUCAUUCCAGCCCUUGUUAACUAUAGCCAGAGUGCCAGCACCCAGCAGAUCAAUGAAGCCAUUAGAUAUAUGGAGUUCUGUGUCUAUCAGUUGGAGGAAACCCAGCAAGCCAUUCACAACUACCUGUUGUCUCUUUAUGCUUUAUGUCGGCCAGACUCACUGCUAUCAUACCUGGAGCAAGCAGGAACCAACCCAAACAGGAUCCACUAUGACCUGAAGUAUGCAUUGCGCCUGUGUGCAGAGCAUGGGCACCACCAUGCAUGUGUCCAUAUUUACAAAGUGAUGGAAUUAUAUGAGGAGGCUGUGGAUCUCGCUUUACAGGUGGAUGUUGAUCUUGCCAAGUCCUGUGCAGAUCUUCCUGAAGAUGAUGAGGAACUCCGAAAGAAGCUGUGGUUGAAGAUCGCUCGGCAUGUUGUUCAGGAAGAGAAGGAUGUCAAGAAGGCAAUGGCCUGCCUGUCCAGUUGUGCCCUGCUGAAGAUUGAAGAUGUGCUGCCAUUCUUUCCAGACUUUGUCACUAUUGACCAUUUCAAGGAGGCAAUCUGUAACUCGCUGGAGGACUACAACAAACACAUUGAGGAGCUGAAAAGGGAGAUGGAGGAAGCCACACAGAGUGCCAAGAGGAUCCGAGAGGACAUCCAAGAAAUGAGAAAUAAGUAUGGGUCUGUGGAACCUCAGGAAAAAUGUGCUGCUUGUGACUUUCCACUUCUAAACCGCCCUUUUUACCUUUUCCUGUGUGGUCACAUGUUUCACUAUGACUGUCUCCUCCAAGCAGUUUUCCCAAACCUUCCUGCCUAUAAGCAGGCAAAACUUGAAGAUCUUCAGAAGAAGCUGGCAGCUACCAGUCAGCCGUCCAAGAGCCACCAUCGUCCCAAGGAUGCAGAUACCAUUAGCCUGGGGAAGGGGCAGCAUAGUCGGGAACAGAUCAAAGCUGACAUUGAUGAUAUCGUGGCAGCAGAAUGUGUGUACUGUGGUGAGCUGAUGAUCCGAUCCAUUGACAAACCUUUUAUUGAUCCCCAAAAGUAUGAAGAGGAGAUGCAAAGCUGGCUGUAGUUUUUCCGAAUCUGCAGCUGUCAGUGUGUGAGAGUGGUUUUGUUCACAACUUGUGAAACUUCUGUGGUGGCAGUAUAACCUCCAGGAGCAGGAAUACGGUGGCUUCUGUGGAACUCUAAGGAGAGUAGUGGGGUCUUUUUACCAGGAUUACAGAGAAGUAGUCCUGAAAAAUGGGGAGAUACAGCUAUGGCUGUUUAAGAACUUGAGCAAUAGUUAGAACUAACUUACAUCCUGGAAUAUAUUUAGCAGAUGUUUGCUGCUUGCAGUUCUUCUGAGGUUCUCAAUGGGAAGCUAAUGGAGUGUCUUGUUGUCCAGAAGGAAUUGAGAAUAGCCCAUGAUUUGUCUUCCCUGUUGUGUGGUAUUUGUUUUGGUGAAGACAAGCUUAAAGGGAAAGAUAGUGAAGGACGCUAAGCAAUGUAGUCUUCAUUUAUCACUUUCAAAGCUGGAAUUGUCAUCUGUUUCCUUUUUGCUGAGAAUCUUUAACCACAUACAUGGGAGGAACAUGAAAGGACAAAUGCUCUUGCGUAUGUAUUUUGUAAACAUCAUGCUACACAAAUACAUGUUUCUAUGCAAUGGCGAUGUAAGAAUGUGUAUAAUUCUCAAGCAGGAGUGUCUCAUAAUACACUAAAAUAAUUUGCCUGCAAUUCAA
This is a messenger RNA of Pipra filicauda (Wire-tailed manakin), 3652 nucleotides long. It is a transcript of the gene VPS18, whose product is annotated as VPS18 core subunit of CORVET and HOPS complexes. Gene Ontology annotation, molecular function: protein-macromolecule adaptor activity. Gene Ontology annotation, biological process: organelle fusion; lysosome organization; endosome to lysosome transport. Gene Ontology annotation, cellular component: HOPS complex; endosome. NCBI's taxonomy places the organism in Eukaryota, Metazoa, Chordata, Aves, Passeriformes, Pipridae. The coding region runs from base 79 to 3003 and encodes 974 amino acids. The record is from RefSeq and is a predicted model, not a curated record. The transcript is spliced from 5 exons.